This is a messenger RNA of Coregonus clupeaformis (lake whitefish), 2188 nucleotides long. Its product is annotated as oxidative stress-induced growth inhibitor 2-like. The record is from RefSeq and is a predicted model, not a curated record. NCBI's taxonomy places the organism in Eukaryota, Metazoa, Chordata, Actinopteri, Salmoniformes, Salmonidae. Bases 368 to 2041 code for a protein of 557 amino acids. The transcript is spliced from 6 exons.
AGUAUAUCCAUAGUCUUUGGUCAAACACAGAAACCGAGAAACCGGUUCCUCUCUCCUUCUGAAGCAAGGACAUCUGUCCUUGAGGUGGAUAGAUAAAAGUAUCGGGUGACAUUAGUAGCAUAUUCAGGAUUGGAUGCUGUCAUUGGUGGUUAAAACUUAUCUCAUCAGACAGUGUCUGUUCACUGCAGAGAGAGAGAGAGAGAGAGAGAGAGAUGUGGUAUGUGUGUCAUCUCAUGAGAUAGAUCCUCCCACCGGCGACAGCAUAUUUAUACAGUGAGAGCGGCGGCUGUCGGCCGUACAGAGGAGCGAUUGGGAGAUAUAGAGAUACAUCGUACCGAGUGUGCCGGCUCUGGCCCUGGCUACAGCCAUGCCUCUUCUGGAAGAGUCCACUGUGCCCCGAGAGCAUCCCCCCACACUGCCUGUGGUCAUCAUAGGUAACGGGCCAUCAGGUAUCUGCCUGUCCUACCUGCUGAGUGGCUACAAGCCCUACCUGGACCCUUCAGCUGUUCACCCAAACCCUGUUCUGUACAGGAAGCUACAGGAGACCAGACACCUGCCCAUCACCGAACAGGAUCUGGAGUAUCUGAGUGAGGGUCUGGAGGGGCGGUCAGGAAACCCUGUAGCGGUGCUGUUUGACACCCUGCUGCACCCCAAUGCUGACUUUGGCUACGAGUUUCCCCCUGUGCUACAGUGGAGACAAGACAAGCAGCAGCACGUCCCUCACCUGGUGCUGGGCAGGGCUAUGCCUGGAGGAGCCUGGCAUGUGAUGGAGGGCUCCAUGCUGACCAUCAGCCUGGGCAUCUGGAUGGAACUGCCAGGGAUCAACUACCGAGACCUGACUAACAAUGGGAAACGCAGGGGAGUGACCAACGACCGAGCCACUCCAGAGGAGAUCUCGUCUUACUACCGUAACUACGUCAAGCUGAUGGGCCUGAAGAAGAACUUUGUUGACAACACCUACGUGACCUCUGUGCAGAAACUUUUCCGUGGUCACGAGGGGGAGGGUCUAGAGAAUGGUCAUGGAGGGGAAGGGGGAUUGGGGGAGGGGGGAAAGGGGGUGUACAAGGGGAGGGAGGGUGAGGGUGUAGACGAAGGGGGAGGUGGAGGCCUGUGGGAGGUGAGGGGGUACCAGCAGGUGCAGGGCGACACCCAUGUUCCUUUCUGCCUGUUUUCUGAGAAUGUAGUUCUGGCCACGGGUGCGUCUGAUUCGCCAGCUCGGCUGGGUGUGGAGGGGGAGGAGCUUCCCUUCGUGUUCCACAGCAUCUCUGCCCUGGGAUUGGCUGUGAGCCGGAAGAAGCUUGGGCUGAACUCUGACCCGGUGCUGAUCGUGGGGGCGGGGUUAAGCGCGGCGGAUGCGGUUUUGUGCGCUUGUAACAACAACAUUUCUGUGCUGCAUGCCUUCCGCAAACACGUAGACGACCCAGGCCUCAUCUUUAAACAGCUACCCAAGACUCUCUACCCGGAAUACCACAAGGUCUACCACAUGAUGCACUCCCAGACCCACGCAACACCAAACAUGGCUGCCACCUCCACCAACAAUGGCCUUCCCAGCAUGGCCGCCUCAGUCUGCUCCAAGAUGUGCUCCAAUCCCCAACCCCCCACAAGUAACAUGACUGCCGGUGGUGGUCCUGUUCUGUUCCCUGACUACACCAGCUUCCCAGAGCACUGCGUGGUGUCCUUCCAGCCAGACAUGAAGUGUGUCCUGCAGGGGAGCAACUCCCUCAAGGCCUUUAAGAUCUCCAUGGCCCUGGUGCUGAUCGGCACCCACCCCAACCUGUUCUUCCUCAAGGGCCAGGGCCAGUACCUGGGACUGGACCCCACCAAGCCCAUCUCCUGCAAGCAGAACCCCAUGGACGUGCACCCCUACACCUUCGAGUGCACCAAGGACCCAGGACUGUUCGCCAUGGGCCCGCUGGUUGGAGACAACUUUGUUCGCUUCCUAAAGGGCGGUGCUCUAGGCAUUGCCUCCUGCCUGCUCAAGAGACUGAAGAAGAAAGGCAAGCUGAUCGCAGACAGGGGAGGAGGAGGAGAGUUUAUCUAGGUGAAGUGUGGAUGGAGAGGAAGGAAGGAGGGGGUGAAGGAGUUGGAAGGGAAAGGGGGGAGUGGAGGAAUGAGGAGGAGAGAGGAAUUAAGAAGGAAGAGGAGAGGAAGGAGGAGUGACAUGACAUGGUACAGUGCUUAUGGCAGG